GGGAGAAGAAGAAGAAGACGACGAAGAAGAAAGAUGUCCACCAGCUAACGUUAGCUAGCAUCUGGGGCUCGAAAAAUGAUGCGCCGUUCAUCUUUUUCUCGUGUUUUUCUCUUCGAGCGAGGCACAGCCAUAACUACAACGUCAGUCCGUCGACUGUACAAGAACACAACCACCAGAGUGUGUUAUUAGAGUGGUUUAUGAAGUAGUUUUUGGGAGGCUGUGUGUGUGUAUAUAUAUAUAUAUAUAUAUAUGAGGCGAUCAUGGACGGGACGGAGGUGGCGGUGUCUCCUCGCUCCCUGCACAGCGAGCUGAUGUGUCCCAUCUGCCUGGACAUGCUGAAAAACACCAUGACAACCAAAGAGUGUCUGCACCGCUUCUGCUCCGACUGCAUCGUCACCGCGCUGCGAUCCGGGAACAAGGAGUGUCCGACCUGCAGGAAGAAGCUGGUCUCCAGGCGCUCGCUGCGCCGGGACUCCAACUUCGACGCCCUGAUCUCGAAGAUCUACCCGAGCCGUGACGAGUACGAGGCCCACCAGCACCGCGUCCUCGAGAGACUCAACCGGCUGCACAACAAUGAUGUGCUGAGGUCCAGCAUCGAGGAGGGGCUCCGGCAGCAGGCCCGCUACAGGAACCACCGGGUGAAGAAGCCCAUUCAGGAGAGUGACAACACCACCUUCAGUGGUGGGGAAGACAACGGCGAUGCCCGCUCCCACCUGUCCCACGACUCGGCCCCCUCGCACACCCCCCUACCCCCCGGGCAGACCCCGUCCGAGGCCGGGCCGAGCCGCAAGCGGCCCCGUGCCUCCGAGGACGGCUCGGGGCCCGAGGCGGACAGCGGCAGCCCCACGCCUCCGCUGAGGCGCCACAAAGAGGGGCCGGCCUCCGAGAUCGAGCUGGUGUUCAGACCCCACCCAGAGCUGGUCCAGGCCGAGGACUACAACCAGACCAGAUACGUGAAGACGACGGCCAACGCCACGGUGGACCAUCUGUCCAAAUACCUCGCUCUGCGCAUCGCGCUGGAGGACAGACGGACCAACGGGGAGACGGAGGACAGGCGGAGGGAGGAGGGGGGGGGCGGGGGAGAGGACACGGGAGGACCGGCAGGAGGGGGAGAGGGGUCCAGUCUGAGCAGCAUCAGCGAGAAACAGUACACCAUCUACAUCAUGACGAGAGGAGGGCAGAUCUCGACUCUGAACGGCUCGACUCUGGAGUUGGUCAAUGAGAAGUACUGGGAGGUGAGGAAGCCUCGGAGCUCUACUACGCUCCACAAGGACCAGCCGCACCCCCCCGCCCCCCCACCGCCGCCACAGCAAACCGCAGCAGAAGUCUCCCCCCCCAACAAGAAGGAGGGAUGAAAGUCUCCCCCCCCCCCCCCACAGAGGAGGGAUGAGAAACAACAGUCUCUCUGAAGGUGGAAGUUCACUUCCCAAAAUAGAGUCAACAGAAUUUCUCUUUUUUUUUUUUUUUUCAUUAAUGGCUCCGUGUACCAGACGUGUUUUUCCAAUUGUUCCAUUGACAUUUAAAAAUUUGCUAAUAUAUAAAGAGUUUUACAUCUGGAACCAAGCCAAACAGCUGCAAUGGGAAUUUGGACAGUGAAACAUUUGAUUCAGCGCAAAAUAAAAAAAAAUAUUUAUACAAAACAUUACGAAAAAAAAAAG
Etheostoma spectabile (orangethroat darter) is the source of this 1658-nucleotide messenger RNA. RefSeq names its product E3 ubiquitin-protein ligase RING2-A. Gene Ontology annotation, biological process: negative regulation of DNA-templated transcription. The record is from RefSeq and is a predicted model, not a curated record. NCBI's taxonomy places the organism in Eukaryota, Metazoa, Chordata, Actinopteri, Perciformes, Percidae. Gene Ontology annotation, cellular component: PcG protein complex; ubiquitin ligase complex. Gene Ontology annotation, molecular function: ubiquitin protein ligase activity; chromatin binding.